Messenger RNA from Sinocyclocheilus rhinocerous, 1286 nucleotides. RefSeq names its product abl interactor 1-like. Gene Ontology annotation, cellular component: SCAR complex; actin-based cell projection; lamellipodium. NCBI's taxonomy places the organism in Eukaryota, Metazoa, Chordata, Actinopteri, Cypriniformes, Cyprinidae. Gene Ontology annotation, molecular function: signaling adaptor activity; SH3 domain binding. The transcript has 9 exons. The record is from RefSeq and is a predicted model, not a curated record. Bases 83 to 1213 code for a protein of 376 amino acids. Gene Ontology annotation, biological process: neuron migration.
GGCGAGCGUGGCCUAUCAGAUCAAUGCCUUAGCCAACAAUGUGCUGCAGCUGUUGGAUAUUCAGGCUUCACAGCUGCGCAGGAUGGAGUCCUCCAUCAACCAUAUCUCUCAGACUGUGGACAUUCAUAAAGAAAAAGUUGCCAGACGAGAGAUCGGGAUCCUCACCACCAACAAAAACACAUCUCGAACCCACAAAAUCAUCGCCCCCGGCAACAUGGAGCGGCCUGUGCGCUACAUCAGGAAACCCAUAGAUUACACCCUGCUGGAUGAUGUGGGUCACGGUGUUAAAUGGCUUAAAGCAAAGCAAGGGAAUAACCAGCCAGCUCGGGGAGGUGGAGGAACAUUAUCCAGGACUAACCCACCCACACAGAAGCCCCCAAGCCCACCCAUGGCAGGGAGAGGUACCCUGGGACGAAACACACCGUAUAAGACGCUCGAGCCAGUCAAACCUCCUGUGGUGCCUAAUGACUACAUGACCAGUCCAGCACGUCUGGGCAGCCAGAACAGCCCAGGACGCACUGCCUCGCUCAAUCAGAGACCCCGAACGCACAGUGGCAGUAGUGGGGGCAGUGGCGGUCGAGAGAACAGCAGUAAUAGUAUGGGAAUCCCUCUGGCUGUGCCGACACCCUCCCCUCCCAGUAUGGCACCAGGUCCAGGUUUGGGUCCGAUCCCGAUGUCUCAGUUUGGAACAAUCUCCCGGCAGAUCUCCAGACACAAUUCCUCCUCCACUUCUUCCUCCGCCUCGAUGGUGUCAGCCACCGGAACUUACCGGCGCGCCCCUGCCAGCUCCUCCCAGUUCUCUGUGCCUCAACCCCAUCUGAACGGGGGUCCCACAUACCCCCAGAACACAAUAACAGACAGCCCGUCUCCACCCCCUCCUCCUCUACCUGAGGACACGCUCAUGUUUGAGGAAGCAGCUCCGCCCCCUCCACCUCCACCUGUGGAUUAUGAUGAAGAAGACGCAGCUCUGGUGCACUAUAAUGACCCCUAUGCGGAUGGAGACCCGCACUGGGCCCCAAAAUCCUACUUAGAGAAGGUGGUGGCCAUCUAUGACUACACAAAGGACAAAGAUGAUGAGCUGUCCUUCAUGGAGGGCGCCAUCAUCUACAUCAUCAAGAAAAAUGAUGAUGGCUGGUUCGAGGGCUUGUGUAAUGGUGUGACCGGACUGUUUCCUGGCAACUACGUUGAAUCCAUCAUGCACUAUGCCGACUAAUGCUAAAUCCCAGAGACAUCAGACAAUGCAGCCAAUCAGUUACAAACCAUCGCAAAGUGCAUUAGGAUAUGAC